UGAGUGCACGGCGUGAUGGCCAGGCACAGAGGCUCUCGCAGGAAAAACAAGCCAGCAGCGGGUCAUGGCAACCAGAUCAAAAGUCAGGUGACCCGGAACGAAGACGAGACCGCUGCUCUAGACGAAAGUCAGACGGAUUCCGCUUUGAAGAGCAAGUCAACCGCAGGGAGCGGAAGCCAGAGCAAGGAGGAGGCCGGUUCAGAGGCCCCAUCGCCCUUGACAACCGGGAAGGGCAAGCGUCACGGAGACUUGAUCACUCGCGAGUUCCCAUCCAGUGAAAAGGGCUCGGAGCUUCUGCCUUCUAACUCAUCCCAUGACUCCGCUGUCUCCUGCUGCGACGGUGUGUCCUGCAGCUCGCCGUCGCUCGAGACGUGUUCUUCAGAGAGUGGCUGUGAGCUCCAUAACACCAAGAAAAUUGUCCGGUUUGAUUUUUCCUCCCACGACUCUGAAGAGACCGACGACGAUGUCUUUUCGGGAUGCCUUGGGCGCAAGAAUAUGAGGAGGAGGCGCCAGAGAAGGUACAAGAGGAAGAUGCUGAGACAAAAGCGAGAGCGUGCAGUGGAAGGAAUGGAGGGCCAGGCGAAACCUGAAUCUGAAGAAGCUGUAGAUGCCAGGAAGGAAGAAUCUGAAGGGGCAGGUGUGAGCGAGGAAGUGUCUGGAAAGGCUGAAACAAAUGAGAACAAGGAAAUGUCUGAAGCUGUAGACGUGAUCGAGGAAGUGUCUGGAGAGGCUGAAGUAAAUGUGAUCGAGAAAGCGUCUGAGGAUAAAGCAAAUGUGAGUGAGGAAGUGUCUGGACAGGCUGAAACAAAUGAGAACAAGGAAAUGUCUGAAGAGGCUGAAGAUGUAGGCGAAGAAGUCUCCGGGAAAGCUGAAGCAAACGAGGAAUUCCCUGGAGAGGCUGAAGUGAAUGUGAUCGAGGAAGUGUCUGAAGAUGAAGCAGGUGUGAGUGAGGAAUUGUCUGAAGAACCUGAAGAUGUGACCGAAGAAGUGUCUGGAGAAGAUGAAUCCAAUGCAAACGAGGAAGUGUCUGAAGAUGAAUCCGAUGCUAGCGAGGAAGUGUCUAAAGAUGAAUCCGAUGCUAGCGAGGAAGUGUCUGAAGAACCUGAAGAUGUGACCGAAGAAGUGUCUGGAGAAGAUGAAUCCGAUGCAAACGAGGAAGUGUCUGAAGAUGAAUCCGAUGCUAGCGAGGAAGUGUCUAAAGAUGAAUCAGAUGUGACCGAGGAAGUGUCUGAAGAAGCUGAAGAUGUGACCGAGCAAGUGUUUGGGAAAGCUGGACCAGAGGCAGCAGAGGAAGUACCUAGAAAAGCUGAAAUAAGUGUGAUCGAGGAAGUGUCUGAGGAAGAUGAUAGUGAGGAAGUGUCUGAAGAUGAAGAAGUGAAUCAGGAAGUGUCUGAAGGGGAAGAUGUGACCGAGGAACUGUUCGGGGAAGCUGUAGUACAGGUAAACGAGGUGUCUGAAGAUGAAGAAGUGAAUCCGGAAGUGUCUGAAGGCGAAGAUGUUACCGAGGAACUGUUCGGGGAAGCUGUAGUACAGGUAAAGGAGGAAGUGCCUGGAGUAGCUGGCGCGCAGGCAACCGAGGAAGUGCCUGGAACAGAGGCCGUCGAGGAAGUGAUUCAGUGCACGGCUACACCAGCUCUAAGCGGCGCGUCGAGGAUGCAAGAGUAUACCGUUCUUAUCAAUGACAACCUCCUGAGCUUGAACGGGCCUGCAGUGAAGGAGGUGAAGCACAUACUCGACUCUACAAAUGACGAUGACGUUGAUGCUGCACUCGCUGAGCUUGACAGUAUCCCAGACGAAGUGUGCGAAGCGGGCGACGUAGAGGAAGAGGACGAAGAGGAAGAGGAGUGGUCAUAUUACCGCAUGGAUCUCCAGACUCAACCUCAGGCUGAAGAUGUGUUGGUUCCUGGGUCAUCAGCUCCUCUGCAAGAUUCAGAGGUGAUGGACCAGGACCAUGGCAAAGUGUCUCCCUCUACAGCUGAAGACCAGCCACCACAAGAACAGGAGAGUGAAAAGAUACAGAUGUCCUUCCAACCAGAUCUUGAACAGCCUGUCACAAAAUCCCCAGAGCCAUUCCAGGCUGUUGAACAUUCUUUAGAACUAAGCAAGGAGAGCAACUUGAUGGAGUCUUCUAUUACUAAUGUGGGAGAGUAUCUAGAUAACACCGACCCUCCCUCCAGCCCCCCUGCUCCUGGGAGUCCCCGGUCAGUGGAAGGGUUUGUUACAUCAGUGGAGCUCAAUACUCCUGAGGAGAGUUUGGGAACAAACUUCCCCACAAGUCAUACUCAGGACUUGAAUGGCAGUGGAGUAGGGCAGCCAUCGGGACCCUUCAGUGUGUACGUGAGCUCCUCCCCAGAACCAGUGAGCCUAGAUCCUCUUCAGACUUCAGGUGACUUUAACAGUGUAUCUGACAUGGCAAAUGGACAAGUGGAGAAUGAAACUGAUCCAGCUAAGCCUGAAGAUUUUUCACCUGUUGAAAUAGUUCAUGCACAGUCUACAGUUGAAGUUCUUGCAUCACCUCAAAGUGAAAAAGAGAGUGAAGUUCCAUCUGAAAUGGAAAGUAAUCUAUUUGAUAUGGAAACAUCUAAAGUGCCUGUGAACCAGAUGUCAGAUCUUACUUUCAUCCCUGAACCUGUGGUAGAGCCAGUUGCAGAGGUGCCAGUUCCUGUGUUUAUUGAGGAAGGUACCCCAGUGUCAGAGGGAGAACCAGAAAUACCACAUGAAUUUUCAACAAAUGUACAACCAGCCACAGAAAUCAUUACUGCGGACCUGCUGUCCAAGGAAGAGGUGGAAGCUCAUGAAACUGAAACAUCAUUUAGGGUGGAGGAUACUCCAUCUCCAUUGUCUCCAGCCCCAGAAAGAGCACCUAUGUCUCCAGAAUCAAUGUCACCAAUCCUCGCCCCAGACUCUCCAUGUAUGAAACCUGAAGUAGUGUCCAGUCCAGAACCAGAACCUGCACCAGCACCAAUGUCCCCAGAGGUAGAGGUGGAAGAAUUCAAGCCCAUGGAGUCAUCCCCAAGGCCCACUUCUCCUGUGGCUGAACUGCAGGCACCAGAGUCGCCAUUCAAGGAAGUAGCACCAGUAUCAGAGUCCCCAGUUUUGCCAGCUUCACCAGAGCCAGCAUUCCUUCUCGAGGAACCUUCACCUGCACUGAAUUCCCAGGUCGAAGAGUCACCCAUGUCGCCAGUCGAGGAACCUGCACAAAUCCCAGUUUCUGCAGCAGCCAUAUCCCCGGACAUUAUUCAACCUGAACCUUCCCCAGCACCAGUCUCCCCCAUUAUGGAACCUGAGCCUGUCUCAGUUUCCCCAGCUGUGGAAUCUUCACCAGUACCUCCAGUCGCAGAAGUUUUGACACCUUCUCCAAUCCUUGUGCCAGAGCCCAGUGUUCUGGAACCAGAACCAGAACCAGAACCAGCACCUGUAGUUACCAAGGAGCCAGAACCAGAAGUUGAGGCACCAGUCGCAGAGAACAAAGACGAAAUUCUUAUUAACAAUGGUACUGUUGUCAUCCCUGUAGUUCCACAGGAAGAGGUAAAAACACCUGAACCUGAAGUUGUCAAAUCUCCAGCAAAGUCCACGAAAGCUGCUGCUGACAAGCCUGGAAAGCCUACAUCUGCCCGAUCAACACCAGGGAGAGCUAUGCCAGCAAAGACGACUCCAUCAGCAAGAACUGCCACAAAGCCUGCUGAAAAGAAACCAACACCACUCAGAUCAGUAUCGAAGCCUUCAUCCACCACCAGACCAGCAGCUGAGAAGACCACCCCAACCACCAGACCAACAGCAUCGAAAACCACUCCUACAAGACAGCCAGCAGCAGCCAAACCAGCAGCAAAGCCUCUACCAAAGACCACCACCACAAAACCAGCAACAGCUGCCCCCAAGCCUACAGAGAAGAAGGUUCCAAAGCCAGCCACACAAAUGGCACCCAGAGCUCCUCUUACUAAGCCAAGUACAGCUACAAGCAGGCCCACAACCACAAGACCUGCAACUGCUACUGCGAGGACAACUGCCACAACUACCACCACUGCAGCAAAGAGGCCAGUAAGUGCCCCUGCCAGGAAAGUGGAAAAAGCUGACAGCACCAAGGUGAAUGGAACAACUGCAAAGCCAGCUCCCCGACCAACACCCCGACCAGCCCCCACCUCUACUGUGACACGGAAGCCAUUGUCCAGCUCGGCAAAACCAGUUCCCGAGAAAGAGACUAAAAACACAACAAACCGAAUCCUCUCUACUACAGCGAAGUCCACCCAGAAAGCUUCUCCAGGGACAGCAAGAGCCCUUCCCAGUAAGACAGGACAGUCAACACUCACAAAGACAGCUCCAAGAGUGAAUGGAACCUCAACCACCACCACUACAGCCAAGGCCAGGGCAACAUCUGUCACCAAGUCUUCUACCACUACCACUAGAACAACAGGAGUUGGAACCAAGAAGACAAUGAUGACCAAAACUUCAGGUACCAAGACAAAGACAACCUCCGCAGCAGCCUCUGCCAAGGUUGAAAAGUCCGAGGUAACUGUAAGUUCAGUGGCCAAUGGCGAGAACAAGAUUGCUCAUGAGGAGACCAGUGUAGAAGUUAUUGAGAAGUGUGCUGCCGAAGAUAUUCUGCAGUGUUCCACCACAGAACAGGUGAUCAACACAGAACCCGUUGAAUUGAUAGUGAAUGGAGAUCACUGAGUCACUUGAUAGCCUGGGACUUUAUUCAUAACUGCAUUUUCAAUAUUAGGGUCCAAAAUGUAUCUGCAAGUAGUGGUGAUCCUAGUCUGGUGUCUGUUUUUAAAUAGUCAGGCUGAAAUGGGAGGGCAUGGAUGUAUUGCAUCCCUGCUAUGUAUAGGCACUUCAUUUCUAAUGGAAGGUAAUCCUGCUUUACUAAUAUGUACAGUGAAUGAUAUCUUUGUAAGAAUGAUUACCCAGUAUUGUAUGUUGCUUUCCACAAUUAUUUUACCAUUAGUCUCAUUCAUUUCUAGGUUCAAGUAAAAAUUAUUAUAGGUGCAUUCAUGUUCAUAAUUAGAGCUUAAGAUAAAACUAUAUGCUGUUUCAUGAUUUUCCUCACAACAGUGUUUGAUGACAUUCAUGCAGUAACAAGAAUACAGCUUUAAGUUGAAAUAAUGUUUGUAUUGUACAUAGUCUCGAGAUUGUGUGAGGUGCUAGUUCUGUGUUGCAUUCCGCUAUUUUCAUUGCUUGAAGAUUUUUUGUACUUGAAGCUUCCACCCAUCCAGGCUUGUAGUUACAAGUCCAGUAAAGGCACCAUUUUAUACUUAUAUGUCAUGUUAGUGGGAUACUGGAGUAAACAGUUAGAUGACUAAUAGGGAAUGUGGAUUUUUCUAGUGGAUAAAAGGCCAGAAAGAAAAUGAAAGCUUAAAAAAAAGUGCCUUUUCCCAUAUUUUCAUUCCAAGUCAUUGCUGAAACAAACCAAUGGAAUAUUCUUUUGCAUCUGUCCGUCUCAGGCGUCAUUUGUUUGAUUUUAAUUUUUUAGACUCCAAAUUCUCUGCAUUGCCCUAAAGGUUUAUAUCUUACUAAUUUGCUUCUUGUCACUAUGAUGUUAUUGAUAUCGCACAAGCCUGUGUAAAAUCUUAAUUAUUGUACUCAAUAAAGGUCAAUAUACCA
Messenger RNA from Eriocheir sinensis (Chinese mitten crab), 5601 nucleotides. RefSeq names its product proteoglycan 4-like. NCBI's taxonomy places the organism in Eukaryota, Metazoa, Arthropoda, Malacostraca, Decapoda, Varunidae. Gene Ontology annotation, biological process: protein dephosphorylation; negative regulation of protein kinase activity. The transcript has 4 exons. Gene Ontology annotation, molecular function: protein serine/threonine phosphatase activity; cation binding. The record is from RefSeq and is a predicted model, not a curated record. Bases 16 to 4671 code for a protein of 1551 amino acids.